Guillardia theta CCMP2712 is the source of this 2964-nucleotide messenger RNA. RefSeq lists its product as hypothetical. Gene Ontology annotation, biological process: potassium ion transport. Lineage: Eukaryota; Cryptophyceae; Pyrenomonadales; Geminigeraceae. Gene Ontology annotation, cellular component: plasma membrane. The record is from RefSeq and is a predicted model, not a curated record. Gene Ontology annotation, molecular function: small conductance calcium-activated potassium channel activity; calmodulin binding. Bases 1 to 2964 code for a protein of 987 amino acids. The transcript is spliced from 11 exons.
AUGACCUGGAUGAUUCCUCGCUUGAAAAUUAUGGGCGCAGCUACCGCAGAGUGCAUCCCAUCCCGCCCUUCGCACCUCUGGAGGAGAUGGGAGAGUAUGAAAGAUGAGGAGAUUGGGUUGGAGAUCGAACAGGUCGAGACAUUGUUUGGAGUUAAAGUUGUGGCGAGCCCCCCGCAGGUUCUUCCGGAGAUCGAGAGGCGGCUCUCGAUCCUUGAAGACCUCGUCCGCCGCCAGUCGCUGCGCAAUCUGAUGCCUGACAUGGAGAGCAGCAAGACCUUGAGCUCGGACCGCACCGCAGAACCCCAAGAAAGGGAGGAUAAAGAUGAGGAUGGAAGGGAGACGCCCAACCAGAGAAGAGCGCGCUUGAAGGAUCGCAAGUAUGCAGCUCCCAACUUCUCGCAGAGCAUGAUAGAGAUGCAUCGCAUCACCUCCAAGGGCGUCGAGAAGGCUGUGGAGAUGAAAGUGCGUCGCAACGAUAUUGAUUCCCAGAGAAGGUUUUACAGCCUGUUGGCAGCUUGCAGUGGAAUCUUUGGGACCUUCCUUGCAAUCAUUCAGAACGAGCUCAUCUACCGGUGGCAUCCUAAAUCAGGGAAGAUCGACAUCUUGAAGGCUCUCAACUCUUUCUCCAGCUUCGUGUGUGCAGUCUGGAUCUUUUACAUGUACCGCAUGCAGCUGCGUCUGGUUGCGAUGAAUCGGAGGCUGCGGGUGAAAUCGUCAAAGAAUACCAAGAUCAAAGAGGUCGGAUUCUUACAAGUGCUUGCAAGCCGAGGGCUCUGGCUCGAACUGCUGAUCUGCGUUCCUCAUCUUCCCCCCUUUUUCUCUCCAGAGUUCGGCAUGGAGGUUCAGAAUGGGAACUUCAUCUUGUACAGGGGAGAGACAAUAUUCUGUGUCUACAACAUCUUGAGGAUUUACUUGCUGUGGAGAUGCAUCAGAGAUUUCAUCAUCAAAACGAUGCCCAAACACUUCACGAUCGAGGCCUUCACACAGAUCAACAUUGGGAGCUUCUACGUGUUGAAGUCGCUGCUCGAAGGAUGGAAAGGCUUUCAGUUCGUGACCUUUGCAUGGAUGUUCUCGAUGCUCGUCCUCGGAUAUUUCUUCCGUGCCUUCGAGACGUCAGCAUGUCUCUUCCCCUUCCACGACCACCCCUCCUGCUUCCUGCCUGAGGCCGUUCUGUGGCAAAUAGACAGCGGGAGCCUAGAGAAAGAGUCGAUUCUCGUGCGAUACUCCGACGCCCUCUGGGCCAUGUUCAUCACCUCCACCUCGGUCGGCUACGGCGACAUCUACGCCGUGACGUUGCUGGGCCGCAUGACGAGCAUCCUCAUGGCGUUCCUCGGGCUCAUGUUCGCGUCUCUCAUGACAGCCUCCAUCAGCAACGCGUUCCAAUGGAACCCUGAAGAAGCACGGACGCUGGCGAUCUUUGAGAGGGAGCGAGCAAGGAGACAUAUGUCGUUGACUGCGAUGAUUCACAUGAAAGACAAGAUGUACGUUGACAUCGAAACAUCCGGCUCAGACAACAACAAGGUGGACAUCAUAUUCAGCCGUGUCAAGAAUCUGCAGGGGAUGCUUGAAACGAUCGAGGAGGAAGCGACAGUAGCCAAAGUUCCGCUGGUGCGGAGACUUUCCAUGAACAGCAUAGGGAGGAGGGAUAUCAACCAGCUGUCUAAAGACGGUCAAACGUUUCCCUCGAUGCAGGGGUCCAAACGAUCUGGCAGCUUCAAGAUGCGAGUCAAGAAGGCGAUGACGCAGAGGGACGGAACGGGCAAAUGGCACCACAACUUCAAGGCCCUCCAUGGCGCGCAGCAGUCGUACAGGCAGUGGGCAGCUCUGCUUGGGAUGACGGGCACGUUGUUUGCGGUGGCACAGAACGAGUACCUGAUGCAAGGAGGAGGACAGAGCGACGUCACCAUGAACGCGCUCAAGGCCAUGAACAGCAUCUGCACUCUUUCAUGUGCAGCUUUCAUUUUGCGUAUGUACUACAUCGCGCGGUUGUUGGAAGCUGUCAGCCUCCAUGUUCACUGCUUCACUGACCUGAUCACCGACGUUGGAGUGUGGUGGCUGUUGGACCCGUCCCUGUGGCUGGAGCUCGUCCUCGUCCUCGUCCACAACCCCCCGUCAUACAGAUUCGUGCUGGUGACGGACAACCUCGGAGAGAACAACAUCUACGUCACUUGUGGAGAGACGAUCCUCUGCGGCUGCAACCUGAUCCGCAUCUACCUCUGCUGGCGAGUCCUCAGGGAUUGGAUCCUCUCCGUCUUCCCCAAACAUCAAACCCUGUCUGGCUUCCAGCGGACCAAGAUCGGCUCAUCGUUUGCCAUCAAGCAUAUCAUGCACAGUUGGUAUGCAGCCAUCUACAUGUCCCUCGUGUGGAUGAUCGCCAUCGUCCUCCUUGGCAAGUGCUCAGGCUCCGACGCCUCUCGUGACGCUGCUGCAGCCUAUUGGUUCCGAGCGGCUGAGACCACCGCCUGUACUCUACCUCAUAUCCGAGAAGAAGUCCCAGCAUGCGCGAACCCCAACGCCAUGCACUGGGUUAUCCAUGGGAUGGACUUCAACAAGAGCAGCCACAUGCGCAUGACGACAGCCAUCUGGUUCAUCCUUAUCACCUCAACCACCGUCGGUUACGGUCUUGCCCUCCUCCUCCUCAUCAUCAUCAUCAUCAUCACUUCCUUCAGAGCAGCAGCAGCGGCUGAGGUGAGCUCGCAGAUCGGCCUGGUGGCGGCCUCCCUCCUCACUGCCGCCCUCACCAACCUCCUCCAAUUCAGCAGCUCCGAGACGACAGCCAAGGCGCUGAUUGAACGCGAGAUCCUCCGAAACCAUCUCCAAGAGAAGAGCGCUCAGCUCCUGCAGUUGUUCUGGAGGAGGAGGAAGGGGAAGACACGGCGGAAGGACAAGUUCCAGAACAUCCGGCUGAUAGGCCAUGACAUUCGAACCAUGAAGAUACAGACAACCAGUGACAUCGAGGUCUGA